This is a messenger RNA of Periophthalmus magnuspinnatus, 2244 nucleotides long. It is a transcript of the gene stxbp4, whose product is annotated as syntaxin binding protein 4. Gene Ontology annotation, molecular function: syntaxin binding. Gene Ontology annotation, cellular component: cytoplasmic vesicle. The transcript is spliced from 20 exons. Lineage: Eukaryota; Metazoa; Chordata; Actinopteri; Gobiiformes; Gobiidae. The record is from RefSeq and is a predicted model, not a curated record. Gene Ontology annotation, biological process: regulation of insulin secretion involved in cellular response to glucose stimulus; insulin receptor signaling pathway. Bases 166 to 2244 code for a protein of 692 amino acids.
ACCUGUCCCGUUCGUCUCUGGACUGUUCCCUCCACGCGCUGCCUCUGAUUGGACCAUCACAAACCGUCUCUAAAGAUCAUUGGAUCUUUUUUGGUUGUUUUUCUGUCCUCGGCUCUGGAUUGGCCGCGUUUUGGUCCGUUUUUAAAGCGUGUUAUCCCUGGUGGGAUGCCACUGCUGCCUCGGGACGCGGACCGCUUCGAUGGGCUGUCGCUGCUGUACUGGAUGAUGAUGGGUCCUCACGGCGUCUCUCGGACCGUCCACAGACUCCAGUUCAGCGACUGCAGGAAAGGACUUGGUGUGAAGAUCAUCGGAGGGUUCAGGGAGCAGACGGGAGAGGACUUUGGAAUCUACGUCAAGAGAGUCGUUUCAGGAGGACUGGCCUCUGUGGACGGUCGGUUGAGGUCUGGAGACUUGAUUCUGGACGUGAACAACAUCAGUUUAAUUGGAGCCACAAACGAGAGAGCGGUGGAGAUCCUGAGGAACGCGUCUCUGUCCAAUAACAUGACUCUGCUCAUCUCCAGGGACGACCAGGCCAGGAGGGAGUUUGUGGAGCUGAUGGACAAAUACAGCUGUAGUCACAUGACCUGUAACCCCAUCGUACGCUCCUCCCCUCCGCACAUCUGCACCGCUUCCAAAGUGACGGACAGCUCCUCAUCUUCAUCCAGAUCUGAGUCUCCUCAACUCCUGAGUCCCAACACCUCAGUGUUCAGGUUAGUCCUGUCCUGCUUUAGUCCUGCUUUAGUCCUGGUUUGUCCUGCUUUAGCCCUGUUUCUCUGUUGCAGUGACAGUGUGAUCCAGCUCAUCUGUGUGUCAAAAGCGUCGGGUCUCGGCCUCGUCAUCAGGGGCGGGGCUAACAGACUUGACGGACCAAUGGUGUUCAUCCAGGAAGUGCUGCAGGGUGGAGACUGUCACAAGGACGGCCGGCUGCAGGCGGGCGAUCAGCUGGUGUCCAUAAACAAAGAGUCUCUGAUCGGAGUCACGUUUGAAGAAGCCAAAGCUAUACUGUCUAAAACUAAGAGCAGACCAGACCCGACAGUAGAAAUCACAUUCAUCCGUCGUCGUUUCUCUUCGGGCUCGAGCAGCGGCCCUCACAGCCCCGUGUCCUCUGCCUGCGCGGGGGCUUCGGGGACGGGCACGGGGCCGGGAUGUGUGGGGGGCACUGGAGGGUCCGGAGGUACAGGGGGACCUCCUGGAGCUUUACCCCAGAACAGGCCUUUCUCCCUGGGACAGCCUCAGCCUCAGACCGCCUCCCCACAGACUCCAGUCUUCACCAAGAUCAGCAGGAACCCCAACUCUGAGACUCUACCAGAGGUCAACAUCAGUGAGGUGAGAGUGACCAGCACAGAAAAAGAGAACUUAACAAAUACAAUCCUUCUGUCUCUCUACUCAGAUCUGGAGCGAGUGGAGAGGGACCAGAGAGAGACCAGAGACCCGCAGCCUGACACUCAGUGCCCCCUCUCAGACUCAGAUGAUACAGAGGAGAUGGAGAGACUGAGGAAGGAGCACAUGGAGGCUCUGAGGGACGUCAAGAGGCUGCAGGAGCAGCUGAGUGAGUCUGAGAGAGCACAGCGCCACCUGGAGGAGGAGCUGGACAAACUGAGACAGGAGGUGCAGAAGGGGGCGGAGCAGAGCCACGCCCUCAGGUCCCAGGUGGAGGAGGCAGAAGAAGCUCAGAAACAGACCAGAGCGAUGGAGAUGGACUAUGAGGAAGUCAUCCACCUACUAGAGACAGAGAUCGCAGAACUAAAGACCCACAAGGACCAGGAGUCUUCGGUGGACGACUUGAAGAAGACUGUGGCUGUUCUCGAGUGUCAGCUCAGAAAAAGUGACUCAACCAAAAAGAGCUUAGAGUCGUGCACCGGGAAACUGCUCAGCUUCAUCGACAACGUUCAAGAGUUUCUGUUGGAAAACCAUACUCCUCUGAAGAGCAGCAGUUCUUUAGAUGUGAAGCAGAGCGGGUCACUAGGGGGCACUCCUCGGGUUAAGAGAACUUCCUGGACAGCGGCGUCUUUGGCGUUGGAGGCGAAGGACCUGAGCCGAAGUGUGCGCUCUGUCAUCGAGGCCGACUCUCUGCCGUACGGAUGGGAGGAGGCGUACACCGACGAGGGAGUCAAAUACUACAUCAAUCAUGUGACCCAAAGCACUUCCUGGACACUCCCUGAUCCUGAACCAAAAACUUUAUCAACCAAAGAAAUGACGACACUCCCCGAGAAAGAAAGGAGCUCUGUGGAGACCGAGAUGUGA